Penicillium canescens is the source of this 1827-nucleotide messenger RNA. RefSeq names its product CCCH zinc finger protein. Gene Ontology annotation, molecular function: metal ion binding; RNA binding. NCBI's taxonomy places the organism in Eukaryota, Fungi, Ascomycota, Eurotiomycetes, Eurotiales, Aspergillaceae. The record is from RefSeq and is a predicted model, not a curated record. Bases 1 to 1827 code for a protein of 608 amino acids. Gene Ontology annotation, cellular component: nucleus. The transcript has 2 exons. Gene Ontology annotation, biological process: box C/D snoRNP assembly.
AUGAGUUCUCAGGGGUUUUCAUUUCCGCCCCCUCCGCCACCACCACCGGCAGCAGCCCAGUCUGCUUAUCCGGCCCAGGGACAGCAUGGGCAUGGACAGCAACAUGGUCAGAACUGGGGACGAGGAGGUCAUCGAGGCCGGGGACGAGGACAAGGACAAGGGAAUCGAGGCCGUGGAGGGCAUUAUCAGGAAGGAGGACGGCCACCAUAUCCUAAUACCGGCUACAACUAUUCAUCCAACUAUGCCUAUCCAGCUCCGUCCGUCCCUGCAUCACCAUACAUGCCUCCCCCGCCAUAUCCUGGGCAAUCGCAAGGUUUUCAAAAUCCUCAAAAUCAACCCGCAUACCCACCGCAAUUUCCGCAGACGCCAGGAACCUACCAGCAACUACCAUACAAUACGCCGAACAUACCUCAGCCCUAUCCCCCGACUCCAACAUAUAUGACCGGUCUUCCGGCGCCUUCUCACGGCGCUCCGGCCAACCCAGCAAUGAUGGGAUCUUUGCCCUGGAACCCCGAAUUACCAGGCCCCGCGGGGUAUAUGCCAGGUCAACCACAGGCCCGAGGCCCACGCCCUCCCCAUGCACUCAACGGACACAACGGACCUAAACCGAAACAAGCCCAUAAGCGUGAUCACUCAUCUGCGUUCAGCAAACACUCCGCACCUCGAACCCCCGCAGCACCCGCUGUCCCAAGUUUCGGAAACCCUCUCCCAUCGAAGCCACCGCCAGCGGCAGACGCGAAUGGAAAUAAUCGCAAGCAGAAGAAGAGGAAGCGGAAGCACAACCAGCUGGGGCUGACCCCCAAGACUGAGGACCACGAAUCCAGCGAGGAUGACGAGGAUGCGGAUGAAGAAUCCAAGCUAGCACCAGGCGACUCGGACGCUGCGCCCCUUCAAUUUUCCUACAGAGGUCAAACAGCUACGCUACAAACGCCAUCGGAGAUCGCUGCUUGGAUCGCAGAACGAAAGAAGAAGUUCCCGACCAAGGCCCGGGUUGAGGAAAAGCAAAAAGUAGCGGACGAGGCAAAGGCGACCCGUGAAGCUGCCCGUCAGCAAAAGUACAAUGAACAGCAGGCGAAGCGAAAUGCUGAUCGCAAGCAAGGCGAUAAUAAUACAGACUCGCCUAAUAAGGCGGAUAAUCAGCGUAGGGCUGACAAGAUUCAGCGCAACCUGGAUCGGGAGCAGAAGCGGAUCGCCAAAGCAAUCGCCGAGGCUGAGGCGGCUCGUGUUCGGUUUGAAGCGCUCCAAAAGGAAGCCCUAAGUCUGAGUUCGGCAGCUCAGGGUUCAGCCGACAUCAAAGCGGAGCCGCAUGAUUUGCCUCCAAUUCCGAAUGAGCCUCCAAUUCCAGAGUCUCCAUCGGGGCCCCACGCGACAGAGGCGGAUGCGGAAGACUCGGAACAAAUCAUCAAAAUUGAGGAUCUCCCAGAUGGCGACGAUAUGGACAUGUCCGGCAGCGACUGGACCUCCUCGAGCGGUUCAGAAGCUGAUUCGGAUUCCGAAUCCGACAGCGACUCGGCGCCAGAGCAGGUCAGCUCACGUCGCACUGGCCCAGAGAGAGUCGCCCCGCCGCCCCGUGAAGGGAAGAAGACCACCUGCCGCUACUUUGCGCGCACCGGCCAGUGUAACCGCGGCGACCAAUGCAAAUUCCUUCAUGAGACACCUGAACGAGGCCCGAAACCCAAGGCUGAAAAGAAGGAGAAAGGACGCAAGGGACUAUACCAAGCCCUACUGGACCGACAAAAACAAGACGAAGACCACCGAGCUAUGGAAGUGAUCUCCUGGCUUGGACAAAACAAUAUGCUUGCGCCUCCCGAUACCCUAAAGCAAUGA